This is a messenger RNA of Lachancea meyersii CBS 8951, 1035 nucleotides long. Lineage: Eukaryota; Fungi; Ascomycota; Saccharomycetes; Saccharomycetales; Saccharomycetaceae. The record is from the annotation of a GenBank genome assembly.
AUGUCUGGCUUGAGAACCUUUGAUGCGUUCCCUAAAACCGACGCCCAGCAUGUCAAAAAAUCGUCGAAAGGCGGGGUGUCAUCGAUUCUGACGUAUCUGUUCUUGGCCUUCAUCGCCUGGAGCGAGUUCGGUAGCUUUUUUGGAGGCUAUGUUGAUCAUCAGUAUGGAGUCUCUAGUGAUAUGCGAGAAACUGCACAGAUCAAUAUGGACUUGUUUGUGCACACACCGUGCAAAUGGCUCAGUGUUUUCGCCAACGACAUUACUGGUGACCGAAAACUGGUACAAAACGAGCUUUCCUUCGAAGAUCUGCCCUUUUACAUCCCAUAUGGCACCAACGUAGACGGGAGAAAUGAGAUUCGCACUCCUGGUCUGGAUGAAGUGCUCGCAAAAGCGAUUCCAGCACAGUUUCGAGAAAAGCUGGACUUUUCGGCUCUUGCUGACGAUCAAGAAUUCGAUGGUUGCCACAUUUUCGGCUCAAUUCCUAUCAACAUGGUUCGGGGAGACUUGCACAUCACCGUUCGAGGCUUUAGUCUCGCAGAUUUCCAAAGAACGCCUCAGGAAGCCAUCAAUUUCUCGCAUGUUUUCAACGAACUUUCCUUCGGUGAUUUCUACCCGUACAUCGACAAUCCUUUGGACAAGACAGGACGGCUCACCAGUGAGGCUGCCAAGAGUUAUCGCUACCACACCUCUGUGGUGCCCACUACAUUCAGGAAGCUGGGAGCAGAGGUCCACACCUUUCAAUAUUCGCUAGGCGAAACGGAGUCUACAGUGUCAGGCAGUCAAUUUGGAAGAAGAGGCCCAAUUCCUGGCAUUGUUCUAUCCUACAAUUUCGAGGCACUGUCCAUAACAGUAAGUGAUGAACGUAUUUCGUUUUGGCAGUUUAUUGUGAGAUUGAUCGCCAUCCUGUCUUUCAUUGUCUACAUCGUGUCCUGGGCCUUCAGACUCACUGACAAGCUACUAGUGGUAGUUCUGGGUCCCAAGUGGUCGCUUCGCUACCAAAGCGAUAAUCGUCAAAAUACUGGAAUUUUGAUAUAA